Messenger RNA from Hyaloscypha bicolor E, 2874 nucleotides. RefSeq lists its product as uncharacterized. The transcript has a single exon. Gene Ontology annotation, molecular function: protein binding. NCBI's taxonomy places the organism in Eukaryota, Fungi, Ascomycota, Leotiomycetes, Helotiales, Hyaloscyphaceae. Bases 1 to 2874 code for a protein of 957 amino acids. The record is from RefSeq and is a predicted model, not a curated record.
AUGACUCCCAACACAGAUGUCCUGCGGGAUCAAACAUUCGAUGCCCUUCUCUUCAACCUCGAAUCCUUCAAAGAUCAUCCAGAGCUCUCGGAAGUGGUCAAGGCGUACCUUGAAGGUGACUACAAAACCAUACUUCGGAAUCCUACCUCGCAAACCCUGUAUGGGAAGCUCGUUGAAACGGUAUCGCUCUUGAGACAAGAUCAAGAUGCGAGUUUUCAAGACGCUGGAUUUCGCGAUGACGUUGGCGCUGUACAGGUCUUAAUCGUAGGUCUUGCGGCUUUCAACGCUUUCUUGCAAGCAAAUGUCACGGGACCGCCGACGGAUUGGGGUAAUGUGUUUCCAAAGAAAGACAACGAGGCGGCGUGUAGGGAGCAGUGUCUGAAGAGCUUGGAUGUCGAUGGCGUCUCUGUGUAUCAGCAUAUCCCUUACGUAGAGCUCUUCUGCCUUGCGCGCCUCAUUUUCACUGUUUUCUUUCCACGGAUCAUCGGUGGCGAGUUCAGGGACUGCAAGUGGAUGCGCGUUAGGAUUAAUGCUUAUCACCAACGUCUUCUGUCUGGAUUAUCUGGUGGGAGCAUGAGCGAUUUCUCGGUGCUGCAGAAUGUUAUCGAAAAGGAUUUGAAGGAGUUGGAAGGGGAGAUUCUUGGUGAGAAGUCGUCGUUGGGGACGGAAGCGAAAGUACAGUUUUUGCUGGAGAAGGCGCAGAUUUAUAUCAUGCAGGGAUUGGAUAUUAAGGCCAGGGAGAAUGUGAGGAUGGCGAAGGCGGUGUCGGGUUUUAGUUAUGCGCUGUCCGGGGCGUUGGGGAAGAAGACCAAGUUUCAGCAGAAUGAUACCUCGCAGCUGGUUGUGUUUGCCAGAAGUAGGGAGUCGGAGGAGGCCACUUCAGAUGAGCUGGUAGGGAGUUUAAAGGAUACGACUCUCUCUAGUGGUGUAAAGAGAAGCGGCCCCACAGCAUUGGAACUCAACGACGACACACUCCUCGAGUCCAUCGAAUUCGCAAAAUCAGACAAAAUCGACAACUCAGCUCUCCCCCCAGAACUCGCAGACCUAAAACCAGACUCCCAACCCCAACUCAAGCCCCUAGACCAGAUUACACUGCUCACAGAAGCUACCCUCAAAGACACCUUGUCACCCCUCGACAAGCUAAACAGCGAAGAGAUCCUCCCCUACGCUGUCCGCGUCCUGUCAGACAAACCCACGAACUGGCAAAUUUACACCCAAGCCCUGCUCGUGCGAUCUCGAAUCGAAGCCCACCGCUCUCGAACACAAGAGCGUUCUGUCUUACAACUUCAAGUCAUCGUCGACCAGAUCAUCGCCGACACGCAAGAAGAAUCACUUCCUGGAGCUGACGGUGUUCCCGAGAUAAGAGUCACGCAAUUCCUGCCCCGAGCAAAGGAAUCCGAGUCCGCUCCCGUCAGUGAACGGUUGAAGUAUAUCUUCCAACUGAACACGCCAACGAGAUGGGAGAUCGAGACCGAGUUAGCUUACGCCUGGAGCGGAGUAGGCAGUUUCGUGUCUGCGCUCGAGAUCUUCAAGCGGCUGAAGCUGUGGGCUGAGGUUGCUUUAUGCUACCACUCCAUUGGACAAGAAGAUAAAGCUCGGCAAAUCAUCCGACGCCAGCUCUAUUCCUCCUCCAAGGGUCCGGAGAUGGAUCAGUAUGGUAUCGACGCAGAAGAAGUCGUAAACGAGAAAUGGGACGGCGAACUCAGACCCACGCCUCCUCAUGCACCGCGCCUGUGGUGUAUCCUUGGCGAUCUGGACAACGACCCCACAUGCUGGGACCGCGCAUGGAUAAUCUCGAAAAAGAGAUAUGCGCGUGCGCAGCGCUCGUUGGGUGAGUUCUGGACCAAGGAAGGCGAUUUGGAGAAAGCGAGGGAGAGCUACUUAGCUGCCACCAUUGUCAACAGGCAGAAUAACGACACCUGGUCUCGAAUGGGUGACAUCGAUUUGAGGGUAGGUAAUUGGGACGGUGCUGUUAUUGCUUUUCAGCAGAGUAUUAUGAUCGAUGAUACGGACGCCAAAACAUAUUCAAACCUUGGAUCUGCGUUGUUGUCCAAACACGCUGAGAUGAUGAAGUUACAAAAGGCGCAGGCGAAAGGCGUUCUCGUUCCUCAGGACGAGGGCGAUGAGGGAGAGGUGGACUUUUCAAAGGACAAAAAAGAGGAUCCAAAGGCAAUCCUCCACCAAGCACUCAAAGCAUACAAACGCGCCGCCUCCCUCGCUCACGACAACUGGAAGAUCUGGGACAACGUCAUCACCAUCGCCGGCCGUCUCUCUCCCCCCUCAUUCCCCGAUCUCCUCCUCGGUCUCCGUUCCGUCAUUCGAAUCCGCGGACCGAGUGUAGGUGAAGCGGCUGUAGAUGCUGACAUCCUCCGCGCUCUCGUGCUAGAAGUCACCUCCUCCGAACGGCCCGAAAACAACAACCUUGCGGAAAGUCCAGAGAACAAUGAUGGCAUCUACAUCCCGCCCCGCGGCAGCCUGGCUCGCGCUCUUCUUUCAAUGGUAGACUCCGAAAUCAUACCUCUCAUCACCAAACGCGCGGAACUCUGGGUGUUAGCAGAGAAGUUAAGUCUUUAUGAAAGAGAUUAUUCGAAUGCGUUGAAGUGCGCAGAGAGAGCGUGGCGCAUGGUGACGGUUGGCGAGGAGUGGAUGUUGGAUGCAGAGGCGUGGAAGGGCGUUGUGGGCGCGACGGACAAUUUGGUGAGUGCGUAUGAGAAUUAUGGGCCGAUGGAGGUGGAUGGGAAGGAGGUGGAGAGGGGGUGGAGGAGUAAGGCGAGGUCCGCGGUGAAGGGUGUUAUGGGAAGGGGACGGGAUGCGUGGGAGGGGAGUGAGGGGUGGGAGGUGCUGGAGGGACUGUUGGAAGAGUUGAAGAGUUGA